Messenger RNA from Liolophura sinensis, 618 nucleotides. RefSeq lists its product as uncharacterized. The record is from RefSeq and is a predicted model, not a curated record. The coding region runs from base 158 to 499 and encodes 113 amino acids. NCBI's taxonomy places the organism in Eukaryota, Metazoa, Mollusca, Polyplacophora, Chitonida, Chitonidae. The transcript has 6 exons.
UGGAUUUAGGAACAUUCUAGACUAUGCAGCUUGGAAAGGGUUGAAAAUUCAUCUUUUUCUAGACUGUGGCUGCUCAUGAACGAUCACUACUAGCGUGAACACCUGGAUUUAUUAACGUCAAACCAGGUGCAACAUCCAGAAUUAUCUGUUGACCAUAAUGUUUCUGAAGUUGUUUGUCCCGUGCUUCUUUCUCUGCUGUCUCACGGUCUCAGGGAACUUGUCGGUAGCCGAUAAACUGAAUGGGAGGGGAAAUGUGAGACAUGGCACAUCCGAGAAAGCGUCAGACUCCUUAGCUCUGUACCAGACGCUGGUGAAGAUGGACCAACCGGGGUUGAUGGAGAAGGAAGAUGACCACUUACCCCGGGCCAUCCAACAAGUAGACCUUAUACUGGAGGACGGACAGAUCAGAGCAGCGCCAAGCAUGCUAAAACGAGGAUACAGCAUGCCCAACUUUCUAAACAAGUUUUUCGGGGGUUUUGGUAAACGUCACGUGAGGUGAAGUGAGGGUAUUGCAAGGAGAUUGGGCCACUGAAGAAUGCCAGAACUCGCCUUGACGUCACAACAGUGAUGCGCUGAUUCCAUGUGUCACACAUCUGGUGCAUGCUGGCCUACAUGUUC